Rhinichthys klamathensis goyatoka is the source of this 1300-nucleotide messenger RNA. RefSeq names its product potassium channel, subfamily K, member 1a (gene kcnk1a). Gene Ontology annotation, biological process: potassium ion transmembrane transport; stabilization of membrane potential. Bases 209 to 1225 code for a protein of 338 amino acids. The record is from RefSeq and is a predicted model, not a curated record. Lineage: Eukaryota; Metazoa; Chordata; Actinopteri; Cypriniformes; Leuciscidae. The transcript is spliced from 3 exons. Gene Ontology annotation, cellular component: membrane. Gene Ontology annotation, molecular function: potassium ion leak channel activity.
AAACCCUUCGCCAUAGUAUGAUUAGUAAACGCGGCUACUGAUCGUCCGUCACAUCAGCUCCGCAAUACCGGCAAGGAGACAAACAGGAAACUAUAACUUAAAGACAGCUGUAAGAGUUUAUUUCUUUGUAUGAAACGAGUGUAUUCCUGUUAUUGUACUGGACUAAGUUACCUGUUUUAAUUAUCUCACCUAUUUUGCCGCGGAGACAAUGCUUCAGUGUCUAUCGGGAGGUUCGUGUGUGCGUGUCAUAGAAGGUUACAGGUCUACGUGGUAUUUUGUGGUCUUGGUGCUGGCGUAUGUGGUGUAUCUGAUAUUGGGGGCUUUAGUGUUUUCCGCGGUUGAACUGCCGUAUGAGGAGAAGCUUCGACAGGAGCUUCGGGCCGUGAAGCAGCAGUUUCUAGAUGACAAUGAAUGUCUGUCCGAUGAAAGACUUGAGGAGUUUCUGGCUAAAGCAUUAGAGGCGAGUAAUUACGGUGUGUCGGUUCUCAAUAAUGCCUCCAUUAGCUGGAACUGGGAUUUCACAUCUGCACUCUUCUUUGCCAGCACUGUGCUUUCCACGACAGGGUAUGGCCACACCGUUCCUCUGUCGGAUGGGGGUAAGGCCUUCUGCAUCAUUUACUCAGUGGUGGGAAUCCCAUUCACCCUGCUGUUCCUGACUGCGGUGGUCCAGAGGAUCAUGGAGUUCAGUACCCGCAGGCCUGUGGAGCAUCUGCACCGGCGCUGGGGCAUGUCCAAACCUCUGCUGGCCGGCCUGCACGCUGCCCUACUGGCCAUUAUUACCAUCUCCUGCUUCUUCCUUAUACCUGCCAUCAUCUUCUCAGUACUGGAAGAGGAGUGGAAUUUCCUAGAGUCCUUCUAUUUCUGCUUCAUCUCUCUUAGUACUAUUGGCUUGGGUGAUUAUGUGCCAGGAGAGGGCUACCACCAGAGGUUCAGAGAACUCUAUAAAUUGGGCAUUACCUUCUAUCUGAUAUUGGGCUUGAUCGCGAUGUUGGUGGUUCUGGAAACCUUCUGUGAACUUCAGCAGCUGAAGAAGCUCAGGAAGAUCUUCUACAUAAAGAAACAAAAAACAGAGGACCAGCUUAACAUCGUGGAUCAUGAUCACCUCUCCUUUGCCUCUGUGUCUGACCCGGCAUCCUCAUUUAGAGAGGAUAAGACUGAUCUGUUUCCUGACGAAAUGGUCUCCACCUCACCUACUCCUACCUCUAAUGGACCAAUGGACCAAUGAGGCAUCCUGAAAUUCUGUAUCUAGAACCCGACACAUCAAUGUUUCUGAAGCACCUCCACUAAGAGCAUAAAUGUA